AUGUCUGAUACGGCCGGUUUUAAUAACGAAUCGAUUAACGAAAGUUAUACAUACAGUAUUUCAUCCGAUCAGGUGCAUAGUAUGGACUCGAGCUCUACAGACAAUCUUCCAUUAAAUCAAACAAUUAUUACAGACUCGGGUCACGCAAACAUGAGUAGUAUGGACUCCAACGACAUCUAUUUCUAUCAACCUCCUAGUCAAGCUAUUUUUCCUUCUGAUACCGGUCUUCUCGACUACACGUAUAACAACGACUCAACAGAUGGAAAUGGGCCAUUGAACAGUGAAAAUCGAGUAAACUAUUCGACGAUAAAUUAUAAUUUGAAUGACUGCAAUCCAUCCUCCGUCUCUUAUCCUAUCGUCCAAUUAAUUCAAACACCUUCUAGAUCUUCAGCUCUUCUGAGCAACUAUGACUUGAACAACAACCGUGAACCCUCGAUUCGUCAUUCUCUCUCCCAAACAGUGGGUCAAACACAAUCUACUCCUACCUUUUCAAACAACGCAAGCAUGAUGACAAACGCUACGAGUCACAGACAAGUAAUAAUUAUUAUGAAUGCUGAUAUUAACGUGGAAAGAUUAUUGUCCAUUAUUCAAUCGUGUGGGAGGGUAGAAAAAAUAUAUAUAUAA
Molecule: messenger RNA, 624 nt
Organism: Paraglomus brasilianum
Lineage: Eukaryota; Fungi; Glomeromycota; Glomeromycetes; Paraglomerales; Paraglomeraceae
Source: the annotation of a GenBank genome assembly